This is a messenger RNA of Cyprinodon tularosa, 852 nucleotides long. RefSeq names its product keratin-associated protein 9-1-like. The record is from RefSeq and is a predicted model, not a curated record. Bases 1 to 852 code for a protein of 283 amino acids. The transcript has a single exon. Lineage: Eukaryota; Metazoa; Chordata; Actinopteri; Cyprinodontiformes; Cyprinodontidae.
AUGCCCGCUGUGCCACGCCCGCUGUGCUACGUGCCGUGUGCCACGCCCCACCACGCCCGCUGUGCCACGCCCGCUGUGACACAGCGCUCCGCUCUUCAUGCUCUGCCCCAAUGUGCCCCGCUCUUUGCUCUCCGCCCCACUGUGCCCCGCUCCUCGUCCUCCGCCCCACUGUGCUCCGCUCUUCAUGCUCUCCCCGACUGUGCCCCGCUCUUUGUGCUCCGUCCCACUGUGCCCCGCUCCUCGUGCUCCGCCCCACUGUGCCCCGCUCUUCUUGCUCCGCCCCACUGUGCCGCCCCACUGUGCCCCGCUCUUCGUGCUCCGCCCCACUGUGCCCCGCUCCUCGUGCUCCGCCUCACUGUGCCCCGCUCCUCGUGCUCCGCCCCACUGUUCCCCGCUCUUCAUGUUCUGCCCCACUGUGCCCCGCUCUUCCUGCUCCACCCCACUGUGCCCGGCUCUUCGUGCUCCGCCCCACUGUGCCCCGCUCCUCGUGCUCCGCCCCACUGUGCCCCGUUCUUCGUGUUCCGCCCCACUUUGCCACGCUCCUCGUGCUCCGACUCACUGUGCCCCGCUCCUCGUGCUCCGUCCCGCUCUUCGUGCUCCGCCCCACUGUGCCCAGCUCCUCGUACUCUGCCCCACUGUGCCCCGCUCCUCGUGCUCUACUCCACUGUGCCCCGCUCCUCGUGCUCCACCACACUGUACCCCGCUCCCCGUGCUCCGCCACACUGUACCCCGCUCUUCAUGCUCUGCCCCGCUCCUGGUGCUCUGCCCCACUGUGCCCCGCUCCUCGUGCUCCGCCCCACUGUGCCCCGCUCCUCGUGCUCCGCCCCACUCUGCUAUAAAAUGGCGCUCUGA